Messenger RNA from Paramecium sonneborni, 2646 nucleotides. Lineage: Eukaryota; Ciliophora; Oligohymenophorea; Peniculida; Parameciidae. The record is from the annotation of a GenBank genome assembly.
AUGCUUAAUUCAAUUGAGUGUUUUAUUGAAGUACUGUAAUUACAAUAACCUUACGAUGGUCUAGUUUCAGAAAUAUAACAAUUUUUAGAUUUCGACAUGAACAAUGUGUUACAAUAAGAUUAAAGAAAGAUAGUAUAAGAUCCAAUGUAUUAAAUUAUCACUACUACCUAUUAGAUUGUUAAUCAAUUGGUUUAAUUAAAUUGAAGAUCAUUUAUCAAUUAAAUAAGAUGAAAAUGAUACUUACAUUACUCCUAUUAUUUAAGUUUAAGUAAUGUUAAUCAAUUCUUUUAUUUGCAUUUCAAACUAAAAUUUACUUUAAGAAUAUUUUUAUCUCUUUGAGGUUUUAUAAAAAAAAAUAUUAUACCUUAAGAUCUAUUCACCAAAUGAACUCACAUUAACUGCUUUAGAAUAAUGCAAUAAAUUUUAAUAGUCCAUAGAUUGUAACAAAAUCUCAUAAAUUAGUAUGUUGCUUUACUAAAUUAAUUAAUUCAAUUCAAGUGAAAAAAUAGAUCAAUUUUAUUAAUACAUCAUUAAAUUUGACUAAAAAAAACAUAAAUUAGUUGAUUCAUAAGCUAACUUAAUUUUAUAUUCCUAUUAUCUAAUCUUAUAAUAAUGUUGUUAAUUAGUUCAAGAAAACUAAAAUCUUGAAACUGUUAUUUAUAUAUGUCUUAAUAUAAAAGAAGAACUCAAAAAAUCAGAUCAUAAUUACCUAAAUCAAUGUAAUUAGUGUAUCUUAUUAUCAUACUAUAAAUUAAAUAAAAUUAAUGAUUUCAUUCAAUAUAGUAAACAAUAUGAUUUAUAAAAAACUACUCCACUUGAAAUCUAAUUACUUGUAUUGAUUGUUAAAUUUAAAGAACUCUCUACAGAAAUUGAUUUUGAAAAAGUCAAAAAUUAAGUUAAUAAAAUGUUUUAAUAAUUUCUAGAUAACAAUUUAAUGCAUUCUGUUACUGAUAUUUUGAUUCUGCUUAAAGAAUUGAGUCAAAAUAUUUCUUAAUAUACAAUCAAUUUCUUACUCAUUUAUUAAUGGUUUCAAUUCAAAUAUAAUUUAAUCCUUAGAGCUUCUAAUUAAUAAAAUAUAAUGAAAAUAAUUAAAGAUAUUAGUUAGAUGCUUCUAGACUUUCCUUAAUUAUUGAAUAUAAAUAAUUUCUAUAAGGAUCAAAUUGAAAUUUUGAAUAUUCAUCUUAUAGAAAAUGUCAUAGAUCUAUGUUAAUUGAUAUUUACUAUUGUAUAACACAUUGCAAAAUACUAAGAAGUUUGUUUAGAUGAUUUUUUUUAAAUGAUACUAUUAAUAAUUCCUCAUUUUGCUAAUGAUACGAGGUUAACUAAAUAAUUUGGAUCAUUAAUCACUUUAUUAUCGAAUCUUAAAAUUAAAGAAACUUAAAUUUUGUAACAUUUAGCUAUGUUCUUAAAUUUAGAAUUUGGUAUAUUACCAUAAACUUAAACAAUAUUAUUUUAAAAUUUAUUAAAAAAUUAUAAGUCAGGGAUUAUUACUGGAACUUUGUUAUUUUUAAAAGAAUUCCUUAGUAAUAAUAAAUAAGAAAAUAGAUUGAAUCUAUGUAAAUAAUUAAAAUCACUUCUCGAAGAAUCAUAUUAAUUAAUAGAUUCAAAUUCAUGUCUGUUUUAUGCAAUUUUAGAAUCUUGUAUAAGAAAUUAAUAAAUAUAUUAUUAUUAGACUGUAAUAAACUUUUUUGUAGAAUAUCAACCUUCCUUAGAUUAACACAUGUAUUAUUUCUUAUUGAAUUUUAUUGAGAAAUGCAUUAAAUAAAAUGAUCCUGAAAAUGUUGAUCAAUUAUAUUAAUAACUUUAUCAGUAUAUAGCUUAAAAAAAGAGUCUCUCAAUUGAUCUAUGCAAGUAAUCAUAUAAUAUGUGUACAUUUUAACCUUCAUCUUUGGCAAAAUAAUUAGUUAAACUUCAUACAUUUUUUAUGAUUUCAGUUUAAAUGGACACAUGCACAAUAUAAUUCAUAAAAGAUACAGUUUUAGGAAAUAAUCAAUAUAAAUAUUAAUGGAAAGUUGAAAAUAAUAAGUCUUUAUUUAUUAUUGUUUCUGAAAUUUUAGAAUAGAUAUCACCUGAAUCAGAAUUUAAAUUAGAAUUAAUAAAUAUUAAACAUCUUUUUGAAUUGCUAUUUUAUCUAAUAGAAUAAAAUACUAAGAUGGAAGUUAAUAAUGUAAUUCCCUAUUCUUUGAGAUAAAUUAUAAAAAUGGCUUAUAACUAUAAGUUAGAUGAAGUAAUCUAUAUUUUAAUUGUAGUUUGUAUGUAAAAUAUUGCUAAUUUCAUUCAAUCAUGAGAAUUUGUUUUUGUUUCUUCUUCUAGAAUUGUAAUCUUAUGAAGGAAAUAGAUAAUUGAUGAUAUUAAAGAAAUUUAUAUAUGAAUAAUAGAUACCAUUAUAUGGAUACCUAUUGGUAAUCUGUUAGAUUGUUGAAUCAAGUGAUACAUUAGAAACUAUAUUAGAGAUAUUACCAUAAUUAAACUAGUAUUUAUAAUAUAUUAUAUAUAAUAUAUAGAAUUCUAAGAACAACUCCAAUAGAUGAAAAUUUGAAAUAAUUCACUCAAUUAUUAUUUUUGAAAUUGUCUGCUUUAAAAGAAUAUGUUCCAAUUGGUAAAAUUGAUAUGAUUUGUUAAUCAAUUAGUUUAUUAUCUAUAUGA